Ostrinia furnacalis (Asian corn borer) is the source of this 921-nucleotide messenger RNA. RefSeq names its product protein strawberry notch-like. Gene Ontology annotation, biological process: regulation of DNA-templated transcription. NCBI's taxonomy places the organism in Eukaryota, Metazoa, Arthropoda, Insecta, Lepidoptera, Crambidae. Gene Ontology annotation, molecular function: chromatin DNA binding; histone binding. The coding region runs from base 31 to 921 and encodes 296 amino acids. The record is from RefSeq and is a predicted model, not a curated record. Gene Ontology annotation, cellular component: nucleus. The transcript is spliced from 5 exons.
UUAACUCAAUAUCUCUCGUUCUCAGUGGAAAUGGUGGGCACAAUGCCCGGCAUGAACUCGUACCUGCUACAAAACCUGAACCAGAUACUGGCGUCUGGCAUGGGAGGGCCUCUAGCGGGCAUGCUGGGACAGUUCGCGCAACUACCACCCUGGGGGCAACCCAAGGCGGCUGGCAUGUGGCAGCCUGACAAGAUGCCCGGAGACGAAGAAGAAGUGGAUGAUGAAGAGAUGGGGGUCGCUGAAACAUACGCAGAUUAUAUGCCUCCAAAAUUAAAACUCGGCCGCAAGCACCCCGACCCAGUGGUCGAGACGGCGUCCCUCUCCUCCGUGGAGCCUGUGGACGUGACGUACAAGCUCAGCCUGCCGGACGAGACCAUCCGCAACGGGCUGCUGUCGGCGCUGCAGCUGGAGGCCGUGGUCUACGCCUCGCAGGCGCACGAGCACAAGCUGCCCGACGGCUCCCGGGCCGGGUUCCUUAUCGGUGACGGUGCCGGCGUGGGAAAAGGCCGCACGAUCGCGGGCAUCAUCUUCGAGAACUACCUGAAGGGCCGCAAGCGCGCCAUCUGGGUCUCAGUGUCUAACGAUCUGAAGUAUGACGCGGAGAGGGAUCUGAGGGACAUCGGCGCGGGGAAGAUUGAGGUUCACCCGUUGAACAAGUUCAAAUACGCCAAGAUCUCAUCAGCGGUCAACGGCAAUGUCAAAAAGGGCGUGGUCUUCUGCACAUAUUCCGCGCUCAUCGGCGAGACGCAGUCCACAAGCAACAAGUACCGGACGCGACUCAAGCAGUUACUGCAGUGGUGUGGCGAGGACUUCGACGGACUUGUAUCCUUUUACACACACGACAAUUUACUUGAAUUUGAAUUUAAUGGCAUUGGUGUAAAGUCCAAAUUCGAAAGGGGGCCAGUAAUUGGUCGCAACUAA